Molecule: messenger RNA, 2738 nt
Organism: Nerophis ophidion (straightnose pipefish)
Lineage: Eukaryota; Metazoa; Chordata; Actinopteri; Syngnathiformes; Syngnathidae
Product: claudin-10-like
Exons: 5
Coding region: 113-934 (273 amino acids)
Biological process (GO): bicellular tight junction assembly; cell adhesion
Cellular component (GO): plasma membrane; bicellular tight junction
Molecular function (GO): structural molecule activity
Source: RefSeq, a predicted model, not a curated record
CACACACACACCAUCAUCAUCAUCAUGGUGUUUGCAUGCACACACACUAAAGUGACUGAAUCACCUUCUUCCUCGUCUUCUCCUUACCGUUUUUAGAAGAAGUGAAAAUAAAAUGGGUUACAGGACGGUAGUGAUGUACAUGGAGAUAGGCUGCUUCGUGGUGUGCGUGUCAGGGUGGAUCCUGGUGUGUUCCACCAUGCCCACAGAGAUCUGGACCUGGUCUGAGGUCGGCACCAUUGUCUUGACUACGUCCAACUACUUCUCCAACCUGUGGAAGGAUUGUGUGUCAGAUUCCACCGGUGUGUCGGACUGCAAGGGGAUCCCUUCUUUGCUGGCACUCAACUGGGACAUUCACAUGUGCCGAGCCCUCAUCAUCAUCGCCAUCAUCCUGUCCUUCUUCGGCUCGGUUCUGGUCAUGGUGGGAAUGAAGUGUACCAAAAUCGGGGGGUCCGAGCUCGCUAAGGCAAGGGUGACCUUUGCUGGGGGGAUGAAUUACUUCAUCGCAGGUUUGUGCUCCAUGACGGCUUUCUCCUACUACGGAAACAAAAUAAGAGCGGAAUUCCAAGACCCAACCUACAGAGAACAGAAGUAUGAAAUAGGUGUCGGGGUGUUCAUCGGCUGGGCGGGUUCCACCUUGCUGGUGGUCGGAGGUCUCAUUUACAGCAUCUUCGCCGGGAGGGAGGGAUGCCAGUCAAGCUAUAAAAGCGAGCCUGCCUACAUGUUACCUGAUCCCUUCUUAGCCUCGCCCCUAAAGAAGAAGGUACUUGGUGCAGAUGUUAGUGACAGCAGGAAAUCACAGAUCAGCAGCAUCAGUAGUAGUACUACUACUAGUAGUAGUAGUACUACAAGAAAUAGUAGUAAUAGUAGUAGUAGUAAGAGUGGCUCUGCAGUGACCAGCAGCACAAGAACAUCAGCCACUAACGCAUAUGUGUGAUGUCAUUGUUCAAUGUUUGCAUGUCACCCUUUGUCUCUUCCUAAUUGUACCUUUAAUUAUGACUGAUCAUACAAUCAUACAAAACCCAAAACCAGUAUAGUUGGCACGUUGUGUAAAUCAUAAAUAAAAACAAAAUAGAAUGAUCUGCAAAUCCUUUUUUCAACGUAUAUUCGUUUGAAUAAACUGCAAAGACAAAAUAGUUAACGUUCGAACUUGUUAACUGUGUUAUUUUUUGCAGAUAUUAGCUCAUUUGAAAUAUGAAGCCUGCGACGCGUUUUUAAAAAAAGCUGGCACAAGUGGCAAAAAAAAGACUGAUAACGUUGAGGAAUGCUCAUCAAACACUUAUGUGGGACAUCCCACAGGUGAACAAGCUAAUUGGGAACAGGUGGGUGCCAUGAUUGGGGGUAAAAGCAGCUUCCAUGAAAUGUUCAGUCAUUCACAAACAAGGAUGGAGGCGAGGGUCGGCACUUUGUGAACAAAUGUGUGAGCAAAAUGUCCCAACAGUGUAAGAACAUUUCUCAACGAGCUAGUGCAAGGAUUUAGGGAUUUCACCGUCUACUCUCCGUAAUAUCAUCAAAAGGUUCAGAGAAUCUGGAGAAAUCACUGCAUGUAAGCGAUGAUAUUACGGACUUUAAAUACAUCAGGCGGUACUGCAUCAAAAAGCGACAUCCGUGUGUAAAGGAUAUCACCACAUGGGCUCAGGAACGCUUCAAAAAACCACUGUCAGUAACUACAGUUUGUUGUUAUAUCUUUAAGUGCAAGUUAAAACUCUACUAUGAAAAGCCAAAGCUAGUUAUCAACAACACCCAGAAACGCCGCCACCCGAGCUCAUCUAAAAUGGACUGAUGCAAAGUAUGAAAGUGUUCUGUGGUCUGAUGAGUCCACAUUUCAAAUUGUUUUUGAAAAUUGUGGACCUCGUGUCCUCCGGAACAAAGAGGAAAAGAACCAUCCGGAUUGUAAUGGGCGCGAAAUUCAAAAUCCAGCAUCUGUGAUGGUAUGGGGGUGUAUUAGUGGCCAAGGCAUGGGUAACUUACACAUGUGUGAAGGCACCAUUAAUACUGAAAGGUACAUACAGGUUUUGGAGCAACAUAUGUUGCCAUAAAAGCAAUGUUAUCAUGGACGCCCCUGCUUAUUUCAGCAAGUAAAUGCCAAGCUACGUGUUACAACAGCGUGGCUUCGUCGUAAAAGAGUGCGGAAACUAGACUGGCCUGCCUGUAGUCCAUACAUGUCUCCCAUUGAAAAUGUGUGGUGCAUUAUGAAGUCUCAAAUACCACAACGGAGAUCCCGGACUGUUGAACAACUUAAGCUGUACAUCAAGCAAGAAUGGGAAAGAAUUCCACCUAAAAGGCUUCAAAAAUUGGUUUCCUCAGUUCCCAAAUGUUUACUGGGUGUUUUUUUUAAAGGAAAGGCCUUGUAACACAGUGGUAAAAAUCCCCCCUCUGACAACUUUUUUGCAAAUUUUUGCUGCCGUUAAAUUCUAAGUUAAUUAAUUUUUGCUACAAAAGAAACAUGUUUCUCAGUUGGAACAAUACAUCUCUUGUCUUUGCAGUCUAUUCAAUUGAAUAUAAGUUGAAAAGGAUUUGCAAAUCAUUCUAUUCUGUUUUUAUUUAUAAAUUACACAACAUGCCAACUUCACUGGUUGUGGGUUUUGUAAUGACAGUUCCCCCAGCAUUGUGCCAAUAAUGAGCAGCUGUUGCAAUCAUGUGUUUUCCUAAAUGUAAUAAGUCACUUAAAGAAAGGCUCUUGUUAAUGAAAAUGCAAAAUAUUUAAUUGCAAAAUAAAAAAAACUUUUGAAGAAACAAUA